Rotaria sp. Silwood2 is the source of this 270-nucleotide messenger RNA. NCBI's taxonomy places the organism in Eukaryota, Metazoa, Rotifera, Eurotatoria, Philodinida, Philodinidae. The record is from the annotation of a GenBank genome assembly.
AUGCAUAUCGUGAAUAGAAGUAUUAAAUAUAGUGAACAAAUUGAAUAUGAGAAAAGAAUAAUUGAAUUAGCUCUUCUACGACGUCGACCACUUCUACCACAUCGACUACAUCCACCACAUCGACUACAUCGACUACAUCGACCACACCGUCUACGUCGACUACAUCGACUACAUCGACUACAACGACUACAUCGACCACAUCGUCUACAUCCACCACAUCAACCACAUCAACAACAACGUCUACGACCACCUCUUCAAGUAUUCUCAUGA